GGCCGGGGCAGCUGCGCGGUUCUUACCGUGAGUGGCGAUAAAACUUAUCUUCUGCGCAGCAUCGAUCCCUGAAGCCAAAUUAACCCUGUACUAAACACCAAUGAUAUCGUACGUACCCCCCAGUCAUACGUACGCAUGCAAGCUGGACGAGGAGCAUACGGCCACUUGUUUUGAAGCAUAUAUCAAAGCUGGGGGCCGGAAAUAGUACUGACACCAGCCUGGAUUUUUUAUUGGCCCAUGAAUUUCAACGUGCAUGUGGGUCUGCUACACCUUGAUUGGUGAGUAGAUAACUGAUCAGCAAAGCCAUGUGAGCGUCUAUGAUAAGGUAGGCUCUGAUCAGCAUACCCCAGUAGGCAGUAGCCACUGAUCUCCUGACAUCACUCCCAGUUGAUCCUGCAGAAAUUUAAAAAUAUUCCGUCUUUUAACUUCUAUAAAUACCAAAACCAGAGAAACAUUCAGACCAUAAAGCCUUCAGUACUCUGCGCGCAACUUAAAACUGCUACAACUUCCAAUACCAGUUCUCUUAUCACUCAAAUCCCACCUCGACCCGCUCACAACUUUCCAUACCAGUUGUAUUAGUCAUGGGUAUGCGUCUGCAAUCCGUGCUUCUCAAUGCCAAGCAACUUCUCAAACUGCAGUCCAUGCAUACUAGAGGCAGAAAUCAGCCGGACGUUCCCAAAGGCCAUAUCGCAGUCUAUGUGGGAGAGAUCCAAACAAAGAGGUUUGUGAUUCCCAUAUCUUACGUGAACCAUCCUUCGUUCCAAGAUCUGCUUAAGCAAGCUGAGAAAGAGUUCGGAUUCAAUCAUCCAAUGGGUGGCCUAACUUUUCCAUGUAAAGAGGACGCCUUCAUUGAUCUCACUUCUCAGUUGCAUGCCUCAUGAAAGAUGAAGAACGAUGAGCUUUCCUCUACAAUUUUGACAUCUUUUUUCUCUAAUAGACUUCAGAAUAGUACUACUUUAGAAGUAACUUAGUGGACAGAGCAAGAGUAAAUUGCUCUCCCAUAAAAAUAUGUAUGUACAUGAUCAUCCUCAUGUAAUGAAGUUAAUUAUAUAUAUAUAUAUAUAUAUAUAUUGGAUAUCAACUCUUCUGUAACUCCUAA
Molecule: messenger RNA, 1099 nt
Organism: Juglans microcarpa x Juglans regia
Lineage: Eukaryota; Viridiplantae; Streptophyta; Magnoliopsida; Fagales; Juglandaceae
Product: auxin-induced protein 15A-like
Exons: 2
Coding region: 582-881 (99 amino acids)
Biological process (GO): response to auxin
Source: RefSeq, a predicted model, not a curated record